Messenger RNA from Emericellopsis cladophorae, 3279 nucleotides. RefSeq lists its product as uncharacterized. The coding region runs from base 1 to 3279 and encodes 1092 amino acids. Gene Ontology annotation, biological process: maturation of 5.8S rRNA from tricistronic rRNA transcript (SSU-rRNA, 5.8S rRNA, LSU-rRNA); maturation of LSU-rRNA from tricistronic rRNA transcript (SSU-rRNA, 5.8S rRNA, LSU-rRNA). Gene Ontology annotation, cellular component: nucleolus. Lineage: Eukaryota; Fungi; Ascomycota; Sordariomycetes; Hypocreales; Bionectriaceae. The transcript is spliced from 3 exons. The record is from RefSeq and is a predicted model, not a curated record.
AUGUCCAAACGAGGCGGCAACAUAGAUGACGGGGCAGCCGCCUUUCGCAAGCGCCAGAAGAUCACCCACGAAGUCCCCGCUGGCGAAGAUGUGUACUCGAGCGAUCAGCUGCGCCAACUGCUGAGUUUCGACCAAGAUCUAGGUCGAGCAAGGCAUGGCCUGCAGUCAUUCAAGAGACUCUUGGACGAGAUACAUGCAAGCGAAAGCGACGACAAUGACAAACUCCAGAUCCUCUACGAAUACCUCGAGGCGAGCAAGCCACGGCAGACAGGCGAGGAUGCGGUGUUCCUCAACGACAUCAUGGAGAUGUGGUCAUUUGCAGCCCAGGUCAACAAUGAUGGGGUCAUGUCAUCGGUUGCUGUCGUCCUGGCCCUCGUGCUGUCGACUCUUUCGGGGUCUCUGAAGAUGGUAUCCCACGGACUGGGGAUCUGUCAAACAUUGAUCCAGGAAAGGCAACUCAAAUCGUUGUCAAAGAACUUGUCGGUGGAAAAGGGAAAGGCUUUCAUUAUAUCUCCCACGUUGCGUCUGCUCAGGGAGGCCGUCACGCUCGACGGCGGAGCCUUUGCCAAGAGGAUCUUCAGAGCCCGACAGUCGACUUUCACCGCUCUAGGCCGUAAUCUAGAAAUCGGACACUCAGGGGAUGGUAUUGAAGAUGCGAAAAAGACGUCAGUCAGGACCAAUGCCGUCAAGUUCCUCUUGGCUUGCUUGAAAUACCUACAUUCAGAUGGACGCAAGGAGCUCAUGACGCAGAGGGAGCUUAUUUCUCACCUCACCUAUACGAUCCGCAAUGACCCGCCGUACUUGAUUCUCGACAUUCUCAAUACCUUACAGAAUUACGUCCUCUCGGAUGACAACAUAUCACGGGAGGCAAAACUUCGCAACUUCAACACCAAAACGUUGUGGCGCAUACUCGCCUUGUACAGCUACGGAACCAAUGCCAUCCCCCAAGAGGAGAGAGCCGCUGUCGCAGACAAGGCGCAUGCGUUCCUGGUCUACGUGUGCACGAGCCCCGGAGCUGGUGUUCUCUACCCCUCGACCGGAUUGUAUCCCAGGCCAUUAGACGACGAGUCUAGCAAUACCCGGAAGUCAAAGCUUGUGAAUCUCGAGGGUGCCAUAGCCGAGGAUCGAUACAGCAAAGACGUCCCAGUGUACAACUACGUGCUAUCAGAGUUCACGCAGAAGUUGCGGCCCUGGUCCAGCCGCAAACACAGCGAGCUGCUCAUUACCAUUUUCAAUGCCGCCCCUGAGCUCAUUGCCGACUUCUUCCUCAGCAAUCGCGACUUCAGCUUCGCGCCCAAAUUGUCAAUGACCUGGAUCGGCUACGCUGCCUGCCUGUUCGAUACGAUGCAAAUUCCCAUACCCGAUCAUUUCGGAGACAGGUCGAAAUACUCGGCAGCGCCACCACCAGUUUCCAUCCUGCUGGCCAACAUCAUCCCCUUGCCGAUCGACCGCAAAGCGCUCAUCAAAUGUCUUGAACCAGGCUCGAAUCUCACAUCAUUCUUUGCGACGAGGAUCCUGGUUCUUGCUCUGGAGAAGCUCGAGAAGGUUCUUAGCAUGCUCCAAGGUGCCACACGCACUAGCGACGCCCUCUGGGUCGAAUCGUCAAAGAAGCUGAUCGACGCGUUCUGCCAGCGAAUCCCCGACAUGAAAGAAAUUGUCCGCAUGUACAGAUCUGUGCCAGCCGAGAAUCUUCUGCAUAAGACCCUAGGCAGUCGCUUGUUGCGGCUAUACUACGAGGUUGUCCCUCGCGUCGCCCUGGCAGCCAAUUUCGACGUCUCACCUCUGUUGGUAGACAUACUGGGGAAGCUCGACCACGAAGAGGCGACAGCGGAUGCCAAAGCCUUUGCUGUCAUGGAGCUGGAGAACCUCGUCUCGAUUGCCAGUCACUCUCCUGGCAUGCGAUGGUUCAACAGGCCCAGUGGCGCAAGCACGUUACCGUUCAUAGCCUUGUUGCAGGUCCUCUGCAGUGACGGUCAGAACACCCCGUCUGAUCAAAUCAGACGGGUCCUCAAUACUAUUGCCCUGGAAUCUCAGAUUGUAUCAAAGAAGGCAGGCCUACGGCCGUUGCUGCAAGCGCUACGAUGUGCUGUGAACAACGACCGAGUCACUGAUAUGUCCCCGGUUUGGCCAUUCCUCGACAACUGCAUCAGCCGGUGCGCAUCCACUCCGAUCAAAUACCUCGAGCUUCUCGAGACGUACGAACACGAUGAGCAAGUGUCAUCGGAGGAAGUAAGUCUCCUCAACGUGACGCUCGCCGAGCAGCUGCGAUUCAUCACGGCAUCAUCCGAGUCCAAAGGGAAAGUCGCGCUGGCCAACUUCCUCAUCCUCUUCUUCAACGCCGCCGCCAAAUCCAAAGAGAACAGCAUCUUGGUCCAUGCCAUCUAUAAGCAAGUGCAAGGGCAACUUGCAGAAGCAGACCUUGAGUCAAGAUCGCUAGGCGGCAAAGCGGAUCUCGAGGCUCUCAAGGCGCACAAAGUCAUGGACGACAGCGACAGCACCACGAAAACCAAACCCAUCACAAACACCUCGUCAAUAGACGCCUCCCAACUCGAGGAAAUCCUCCACAUCGCCAUUCCCGAAGAGGAGGACACCUCCGCCCUCACAAAGUGGACUACUAAGAACGCCGAGGACCUCAUCGAAGACGCCCACGCCACAAAACUCGUGCUCCUGCUCUCCUCACCCCACAGAAGCAUCCGCAAGGAGGCGCUUACCAACGUCCUCAAGCUCUCCUCCCGGCUCAAGGAGUCUUCGUACGAGGAGAAGGAGCAGAUCUGGCUUCUUCUGUCCGAACUGGCCGAGUCAUCAAGACCGCACGUGGACGCGGGGCCGGUGCCGUCUGCGUUCACCGCGUUUGCGACCCACGCCGUCGAAGUGCUGCGCAACCCCCUGCACCCUCUGUACCCGAAAGUGAACACCUUCCUCACACGAAGCCCCAUGUGGCCGGCCGACAAACUACCCCUCGCACAUGACAUCCUCCACGGCGAGCCGUCUGAGGACGACAGGUACUAUACAGAGAUCACAUGGUUGUUGACAUAUCUCCUCGAUGCCCUGCGCCGCGCGUCCGACCUCAGCGUCUUCCACAAGAAGAAAUGGUUCGAGAAGAUCUUGGUGUUGGGGGCCAACCCAUAUCUUCGCACAAACCUACGAACCAGGAUAUUGAGGGUUGUCUACAGAGCAACGUGCAUCGAAGGCGGAAGCACCACGCUCACGACGAGAUUUGGCAUCAUCAGCUGGCUUGUGGCACAGCGGGCUGCUUGCGAGAGUGGAAGCGUGGAGUAA